This is a messenger RNA of Penicillium daleae, 1908 nucleotides long. RefSeq lists its product as uncharacterized. The coding region runs from base 1 to 1908 and encodes 635 amino acids. The transcript has a single exon. The record is from RefSeq and is a predicted model, not a curated record. Lineage: Eukaryota; Fungi; Ascomycota; Eurotiomycetes; Eurotiales; Aspergillaceae.
AUGCGGCGCCAAACUUCUUACGACGAUGAACUGAGGGCUCUGAGGGCUGACCAGGCUUGUGAAUACAUUCUAGGAGAUAUCAAUUUCAUAGACUGGUAUCAUGGUUCAGGUUCUCGCCAGCUGGUGAUACUUGGUGAAAUGGGCCGUGGAAAGACUGUUACUAUGGCAUUCAUCAUAGAUCACCUGCGUCAGAGGAAGGAUGACCAACUCCCAAAUCCCAAGAUAUGCUACUAUUAUUGCCGGAACGAUGAGACUGGCACCGAAGUUCCGAUAUUGUCUGCUUUGAUACUGUCCCUUCUUCAGCAGCUACCAGGUCUAAAGCGACGAUUCUCUGAUUGGUACAAAGAGGCAGAAACACUUGGAUCUUACGAUCCAGCAGCAAGUGUAGGAAAUCUUGAAGAGUUCAUGCAGAAGGUGCUGGAAGCGGUUGACCGGGCUGUCUUCAUCGUAAUCGACGGAAUCGACGAGUGCGACAAGGUCUCCACACGAAGGCUCCUCAAAUUCUUGAAAAGUCUGUCGGAGAACAUUAUCAGCCUCAGAAUCCUCCUAUCGUCCCGCCCGCAGGAGAAAGUGCUAUGCCAGUUGGGCAAUGCCGCAAAGAUCGAACUAGACUGCAAUGUUCACAGAGAUAGAAUCAUUGUUGAGAAAACUGUCGACAGGCAUUUGACUGACCUACCAGCGGAAGUCAGAGCACUUGUCAUAAGAGAACUAUCUCCUCUAGCACAAGGAAGUGCUAUAUGGACGAAGAUGACAGUACAGCUCCUCGAACUCCGUGAUCUCACUAAUUAUGAUCAGAUAAGACGCUUCGUGAAAGAAGUGGCACUACCCCACGACCUCUCAGAGCUCUAUGGUUCGUUACUCUCCCGAUGUACUGGAGACGAUUCUGAAAACGUUCAGCUGGCCACCACCGCGCUGAAAGUUCUUGCCGUUACCUGCAGACCUUUGAGCAUCCUAGAACUCGCUUGGGCUGUCACUUUGAGUGAAGCCGACAAUAUCUCCACCGUGAAUGCUCUUAGUAAGCUGGUCGACUAUCGGAGAAUCCUGGGUCUCAUUCACCCCUUCAUAUCUCGCGUCGACUUUAAUGACGUAAAGAAGUAUCAAGUUCGACUUGUACACCAAUCAGUCAAGGAGUUCAUUCUCCGAGAGUUCACCUCAAAGUAUCUUCGCGCCCACGGUUCUGCUUCAGAGGAAUCUGGUCGAAAGUCAAUUGAUCAAUGCUCUGAGAGACUGGAAGCCUUUAUCCUGAGGAUUUGCAUCAGGUACCUUCUUUUGGAUGACAUUGAUAUCAAAGACCUAUUCACCGAAGAGCAAGCGGCGAUCGCGGAGCUACCCCCAGAAUGCGAUAUAUUCAGUGACAACGAAGGGCCGGUCGACUACGAUGCUAAUUGCACGUGGGAGGUAUGGGAAGAAGACAUGAUUCGUUUCGAGCCGGCUGAGAGAGGCCUUGGUGAAUUUUUUGUCUAUGCAUCAUGCUAUUGGUUGAAGCAUUUUGAUGAUGUCGAGGUUGAACCGCUCCCCUGCCUCCUAAACAUAGAAAGGUUGUGUCAAGCAGGAUCAAUUCGACUCCACAACUGGACUCAACAAAACUGUCGCCCAAGCUGCACAGUCACUCCUCGGUUUGAGUUUGACUACAGGCUCUAUGAUCCCUUGAGCAUAACUUCACUGUAUGGCUCGGUGCAAAUGCUACGUGAUUUACUGAAGCGCUCGAGCUUCGCCAAGGACUUUUAUCUUCCCAGUUCAGUUAUGGGGGCAGCUGAGCAGAUUCUCAGAUGGGGAGACAUUUCAAGACUCCAAAUACUUUUCUUGGAUGAUCAAGUCGGCCGGCCACCAGUUACAAAAUCUCGACUUUUUUCGAAGUCUCAUCAAAACAUGGCAGAAUCCCCCUACAAAUCACCCCAACUGGAAUGA